GAUGUGCAUGCACACGAUGGCUGGAAUGGGAUGGCUCAACAUCCUGACUCUAAUGAGUCUUUUAACUGCAAACUCACAUGCUCAGCUGGAUGUAUGUGGGACUACUCCAGUGAGAACAAGGAUUGUUGGAGGUGAAGACGCUCAAGAAGGAAGUUGGCCUUGGCAGGCCAGUCUGCAGUUUUUUGGCAGACAUGAUUGUGGUGGUUCUCUCAUAAACAAAGAGUGGGUGAUGUCUGCUGCCCACUGCUUCUUCGGCACAAAUACCUUUGAUUGGUCCGUUUCUCUUGGUCGUCAGAACCUGGAGGGAAUCAACCCAAACGAAGUGUCCAGAACUAUUGACACAAUCAUUUUGCAUCCAGACUUUAACACUGUUACCUUUGACAACGACAUCGUUCUGCUUAGACUUACCUCACCGGUCACAUUCACAGACUACAUCAGACCUGUGUGUCUGGCAGCCAGUAGCAGUAACUUCAUCAGUGGUACUGAUAGCUGGGUCACUGGUUGGGGAGCAGUCCAGGAGGGAGUGGCCCUCCCCUUCCCUCAAACUCUACAAGAAGUGGAGGUUCCAGUUGUGGGAAACAGACAGUGUAACUGCCAGUAUGGUGUAGGUUCUAUUACAGACAACAUGAUCUGUGCUGGUUUACUUGAAGGAGGAAAAGAUGCUUGUCAGGGCGACUCAGGAGGUCCAAUAAUGAGCGAGCAGAAUUUAAUCUGGAUCCAGUCUGGUAUUGUCAGUUUUGGUGUUGGCUGCGCCAGACCUGAUCUGCCAGGAGUUUAUACCAGAGUGUCCCGCUACCAGUCCUGGAUCAACUCACACAUCAGUUCUGAUCAGCCAGGCUUUGUCCAGUUCAGGUCUGAUGGGCUGGAUACUGACAGCAGCUUCACAUGCCCUGGUCUUCCUCCUCCUGUUACUCCUCCUGUUACUCCUCCUGAAGACUCAUCUACGACCUCAGAUACUGGUUUCUCAAGCGGUGAAGUAUGUGGGAUCACUCCAGUGAGAACAAGGAUUGUUGGAGGUGAAGAUGCUCAAGAAGGAAAUUGGCCUUGGCAGGCCAGUCUGCAGUUUUUUGGCAGCCAUGUUUGUGGUGGUUCUCUUAUAAACAAAGAGUGGGUGAUGUCGGCUGCCCACUGCAUCUUCAGCACAAAUACCUCUGAAUGGUCCGUUUCUCUUGGUCGUCAGAACCUACAGGGCAACAACCCAAACGAAGUGUCCAGAACUGUUGACACAAUCAUUUUGCAUCCGGACUAUGACAGUUUUACCUUUGACAACGACAUCGCUCUGCUUAGACUUACCUCACCGGUCACAUUCACAGACUACAUCAGACCUGUGUGUCUGGCAGCCAGUAGCAGUAACUUCAUCAGUGGUACUGAUAGCUGGGUCACUGGUUGGGGAAGAAUCCAGGAGGGAGUGUUACUCCCCUUCCCUCAAACUCUACAAGAAGUGGAGGUUCCAGUUGUGGGAAACAGACAGUGUAACUGCCAGUAUGGUGUAGGUUCUAUUACAGACAACAUGAUCUGUGCUGGUUUACUUGAAGGAGGAAAAGAUGCUUGUCAGGGCGACUCAGGAGGUCCAAUGAUGAGCGAGCAGAAUUUAAUCUGGAUCCAGUCUGGAAUUGUCAGUUUUGGUAUUGGCUGUGCCAGACCUGAUCUUCCGGGAGGUUAUACCAGAGUGUCCCGCUACCAGUCCUGGAUCAACUCACACAUCAGUUCUGAUCAGCCAGGCUUUGUCCAGUUCAGGUCUGAUGGGCUGGAUACUGACAGCAGCUUCACAUGCCCUGGUCUUCCUCUUCCUGUUACUCCUCCUGAAGACUCAUCUACGACCUCAGGUUCUGGUUUCUCAAGCGCUGAAGUAUGUGGGACCACUCCAGUGGGAACAAGGAUUGUUGGAGGUGAAGAUGCUCAAGAAGGAAGUUGGCCUUGGCAGGCCAGUCUGCAGUUUUCUGACAGCCAUGUUUGUGGUGGUUCUCUCAUAAACAAAGAGUGGGUGAUGUCUGCUGCCCACUGCUUCUUCAGCACAAAUACCUCUGAAUGGUCGGUUUCUCUUGGUCGUCAGAACCUGCAGGGCAUCAACCCAAACGAAGUGUCCAGAACUGUUGACACAAUCAUUUUGCAUCCGGACUAUGACAGUUUUACCUUUGACAACGACAUCGCUCUGCUUAGACUUACCUCACCGGUCACAUUCACAGACUACAUCAGACCUGUGUGUCUGGCAGCCAGUAGCAGUAAUUUCAUCAGUGGUACUGAUAGCUGGGUCACUGGUUGGGGAAGAAUCCAGGAGGGAGUGUUACUCCCCUUCCCUCAAACUCUACAAGAAGUGGAGGUUCCAGUUGUGGGAAACAGACAGUGUAACUGCCAGUAUGGUGUAGGUUCUAUUACAGACAACAUGAUCUGUGCUGGUUUACUUGAAGGAGGAAAAGAUGCGUGUCAGGGCGAUUCAGGAGGUCCAAUGAUGAGCGAGCAGAAUUUAAUCUGGAUCCAGUCUGGAAUUGUCAGUUUUGGUAUUGGCUGUGCCAGACCUGAUCUGCCGGGAGGUUAUACCAGAGUGUCCCGCUACCAGUCCUGGAUCAACUCACACAUCAGUUCUGAUCAGCCAGGCUUUGUCCAGUUCAGGUCUGAUGGGCUGGAUACUGACAGCAGCUUCACAUGCCCUGGUCUUCCUUUUCCUGUUACUCCUCCUGAAGACUCAUCUACGACCUCAGGUUCUGGUUUCUCAAGCGGUGAAGGUUUGUCCACUGAGUGACAUUCCAUUUAUUUAUUACAUUGCUUGUGUAAUUAAUAUAAUUACAGCGGGAGUCUUAACUGAUUUGCACGACGAUAAAGUGUUCUUCACGUGUCACAGUUUUCCUAAGGCCUAUGGUAUAGCAUGGAAUGAUACAUCCUGAAAGAAGUUGCAUUUCCCCUGCAAGAGAUCUUACAGUGCAGUGUUUUAUUCACCCUUUAAGCUUGGUAACACUGUUAUUCCUUCUUUUAGGUAGUUCUCCAAAAAAAUUGGUGCAUGAGCAUCAGGUAUUUUGGUAUAUUUCAUAAAUCUUGACUUUGGAAACUUGUGUAUUCGGCAAAGAGGAACUGUGCUGCUUUAAGGACACUGGAUUGUAUUGUUGUUAUUAAAGAUAAGACCAGAGAAGAAUGUGGAUUACAUUUAAAUUUUCUUCAUUUUCCAAAAAACAUUCAAACAAUUUAAAAAUAAAUGUAACGAUAAUACAAAAAGGUACCUGGGGCAUAACAGGGUUCUAAAAAAAGAACAAUCACAACUUAAAAUUCCAGGCUAAAAUUAAGAUAUUUAUGAAAAAAAAUUAUAGAGAAAAUUAUUUGUAUAAUUUAUAAUAAUUUAAUAAUCCACCCUACUUUGGCUAAACAACUACCAAAACUCAAAGUUCAUAAUGCAUUUGAUUAAACAAUAAUAGAUAAUAUUAAUAGUUUUUUUUCUUGAUGAAGUAGACAAGAUUGAAUUAUUACAAAUUGUGCAGCAAUGUCCAAAUAAGACUUUUAACGAUUAUGUAGACAUGUCAUUCAUUAAGAGCAUCAUAGUUAUUGAACCAUUUUCAUACAUUUAUAAUGUAUCAUUCAUGAAAGGAGUAUUCCCGGAUCACAUGAAUAUUGCUAAAUAAUACCACUUCACAGAGGGGGAAAUUACACGCCAAUAUCGCCGCUUCCACAGUUUAAAAAAAUCUAAGAGAAAUUGUUUGCUUUUGGAUUACCGCAAAAAUCUAUUUAAAAGCAAGUAUAAUAUUUUGAGCAAUAUUCAACAUUUGGUUGCGUACUAAUCACUAAGCCACAACAGCAAUAAUUGAUUUGGCGGAAGUAAUGGACAAAAAUAUAUAUAUAUAUAUUUAGUAAGUAUUUUUGUAGCUCUUCCAAAGGUGUUUGAUUCGCUUGAUCAUAAAUUAUUAUAUUACAAAUUUUACAAAUAUGGAAUAAGAGGAGUGGCACAUGAGUGGCUUAGAAGUUACUUGAAGGACAGAAAAAUGUUUGUGGAAGUUAACAAUAGUAAAUCUGCAUUACAUGAUAUUAGUUGUGGAAUCCUACAAGGAUCGGUCUUUGGGCUUAUAGUGUUUCUUAUGUAUGUAAUUGAUAUUACUAUGGUUUCCAAACUGUUUCGGUCUAUUUUAUUUGCAGAUGACACAAAUGUAUUCUAUUUGGGACAAAAUAUUGAAAGUGUGUCAGAGGUGGUUGAAAAUCAAAAUUUAAAGAUGAUUUGAUGUAAAUAGGUUAUCCUUGAAUUGUAGUAAAACUAAGUUUAUGAUUUAUUUUGUAGUAGUAGGAAAAGUGUAGAUGCUUGUUAUAUGUUGAAGGAGUUGAGAUUCAAAUAACAAAAAAUAUUAAGUUUUGGGGUGUUAUGAUUGACAAAAUAAUAUCAUUAAAUCACAAACUACAUCAAGGUUAAAAUAUCCAAAACUAAUUAUAUUUAACACGAGGUGAAGGAAUUUCUAAAUAAAAAAGAGUUGUAUAUUUUGUAUAAUUCACUGAUUGUUCCACAUCUGACAUAAUGUGUUGAGGUGUGGGGUAGUGCCUGUAAAACAUAUUUAAAUCCAAUCUUACUUUUACAGAAAAGACCUGUAAGAGUCAUUCGUAGAAAUGCAUACAGGAAACCCCCAAAUCCAAUAUUCAAAGAGUUAAACUUACUGAAAUUUUAUGAAUUGGUUGAUUACAAUAUCCUAAAAAACCUUGGGGUCAUAUUCGACCCAGAUCUCAAGUUUGACAAGCAAGUGAAAUCUGUGGUGAAAUCAUGUUUUUUCUAACUGUGCACGGAGGGUCGCGAUAAUGCUCAUCUUCUCCAGACUGGACUAUUGCAAUGCCCUCUAUGCUGGGGUCACCGACAAGACUAUCCAUAGCAUGCAGCUAGUACAAAAUGCAGCUGCCAGGCUGUGAGGGAAAUGAGGGAACACAUUUCUCCCUCUCCUCCCUUCACUGGCUCCCAGAGAAGCGCAGAGUGAAAUUUAAGAUCCUCACGUAUGUCUUCAAAGCGUCCGGUCUCGCUCCAGCUUACAUCAAAGAUCUCCUGGACCAACCUACCAGCUCCAGGAUUGGUCGUUGCCUUAGAUCUGACAACCAGAAGACCCUGAAGGUCCCACGGUCAAACCUAGUGACAAAGGGAGACCGUGCUUUCUCAGUGAUGGCACCUAAGCUAUUGAAUAAGCUCCCUCUGAAUGUCAAGUCCGCCACCACUCUGGACUCUUUUAGAGCACAGCUUAAAACUCACCUCUUUGCCGCAGAUGACUUUUGAUUUAUUUUUAAUUUGUUCAUUGUGUGUCUUAAAUGAUUGUUCUAGAUUCCUUUGUGUGUCUCAGUCUCUGUUUCUGUUUUUUUGUUUCUCUACUCGGGCUGAUGUAACAGUUGGUUGGGGGGGGCGCAUAAUAAAUGAAAAUAACAUAACAUAACAUCACGGCACAGAUGUCAGCUUUGUCACUGACGUGUUUGUUUUCAAUUUCAUGCUAGUAUCAGCUUGUUAUUACGUUAAGAAAGAGAGGGUCGCCAGAAAUUUUCGGUGCCACAGGAAGAGGCUGCAUUGAAGCCCAAACAAGCUUUUUGAACGUUAGAUCCGAUGCGUUUACUAUUAGCGUUCCAACCACGCUAGCGUUCUUUGGCCGUUGGCCAGCUUUGCCCAAAAUUAGUGCGUUCUAUUGUCCACCCUACAACAAGACAUGCAGCAAAACGGUUUGCACAGGGGUAAAAAAUAUUUACUCACCAAAUCAGUGUGCCAAGCACAAGAAUCCCAAUGAUGAAAGCUGCCGUUGAAGCGACGUUCAGAUGCACCCGGGCUUGGUCAGGCAUGUUCCAGAAUGAAAGUGCCUGGAUUAGGCGCAAAAUAGAUGAGGACUGAUCUGCCCAUGUCUAUCUUAAAAUUAUUGUUGCCUAAACUCAAGUACAUUUAGUUGGUUAGCUUUUUCGAUCCCAAAGUACAAGCAACUUAUUUAAAAUGAGUGUUAAUAACAGGUUAAUCAAAACUGAGCUAGGUCCACUAAUUAUUUUUGAUUGAAUCCAGUGUUUGUAUUUGCAGUGCAUGGCCAAUACUCAUAAUUAAUAAAGAUCAGCUUACAAUGUAUUUGAAUAUU
This is a messenger RNA of Nerophis lumbriciformis (worm pipefish), 6053 nucleotides long. RefSeq names its product transmembrane protease serine 9-like. Gene Ontology annotation, molecular function: serine-type endopeptidase activity. Gene Ontology annotation, biological process: proteolysis. The record is from RefSeq and is a predicted model, not a curated record. NCBI's taxonomy places the organism in Eukaryota, Metazoa, Chordata, Actinopteri, Syngnathiformes, Syngnathidae.